AUGGAAGACCCCUGGAAGGUUGCAACAACACCUACUGAUUGUGAGAGUAAAAAACGAUGUGCACUAUGCCAUUGCCGCUUGGGUGAGAUGGGUUCGAAACUCUACAUUAAACAAGAUCUGAUGAUGUGUGAAACGGACUAUCGUCGUCUAUAUGGCUAUCGUGGAAUGUGCACUGGAUGCCGACAAGUUAUCCCACCAUACGAUAUGGUAAUGCGUGUCAAGUAG
Molecule: messenger RNA, 225 nt
Organism: Cooperia oncophora
Lineage: Eukaryota; Metazoa; Nematoda; Chromadorea; Rhabditida; Trichostrongylidae
Source: the annotation of a GenBank genome assembly